Xenopus laevis (African clawed frog) is the source of this 1045-nucleotide messenger RNA. RefSeq names its product fibrinogen-like protein 1-like protein. The record is from RefSeq and is a predicted model, not a curated record. The coding region runs from base 70 to 816 and encodes 248 amino acids. The transcript is spliced from 3 exons. NCBI's taxonomy places the organism in Eukaryota, Metazoa, Chordata, Amphibia, Anura, Pipidae.
AAGUCUGUUAAAAGUCGAAACUCUCAUGUCAGGGAAUCAUACAGAAGAGAAACCGAGACUGGGAGCAAGAUGGGAGUUCUGCAUCUAUUCCUAUGGAUAAUUGCUGCUUUGUCUGUGGCUUCCAAGCACCAUUCAUAUAGAAGACCCAGGCGUAAUGAUGUGGAAAAGGAAAAACUCCCAAGAGACUGCAGUGAAAUCAUCCCAAGAAACAGUGAAAGCGGAGUCUAUGUAAUUCACCCUGAGGGACUCCAUCCAGUGGUUGUGUACUGUGAUAUGACUACGUAUAGUGGCGGAUGGAUUGUCAUACAGCGCAACAGCUUCAACUCUGAGAUUACCUGGGACGAAUCCUGGACCACUUACAAAUAUGGCUUUGGGAAUGUAGAGAAAGACCAUUGGUUGGGAGUAGAAUAUGUUCAUCAAAUUUGCAAACAGAAAGUGUAUCAGGUUCGCUUUGUCAUACAUGAUAGUAACAAUGAAGAGAAGUAUGCCGACUACAAUCUGUUUAGCGUAGAGGAUGAGGCUCAUGGUUACAUGCUUCGACUCGGCAGCUACAGGGGCACCGCUGGAGAUGCCAUGUCUUCCAUACUAGCAGGAACCACACAUGACAACAUGAAAUUCACUGCCAAGGACAAAGAUCAGGACAUUUACGGUGCAAAUUGCGCCACCAGUUAUGGGGGUGCUUGGUGGUAUGCUGCCUGCUUUGCAUCCAAACUCAACAAUAAGAACGCAAUUCACUGGACCGGGUUAUGCGCUGGGAACUGUAAGGCUUCUGCAAUAUUAAUACGCCCUGCUGAUUACUGUAUCUAUAUAGACUAAUAACAACAAGAAAAUAAUGGACCUCUAUUGAAAUCUUAGUACUUCUAUCCUUUACUGGAGUUCCUGUGCUGCAAAAGCGAGAGUACUCACAUAUAACGUUUAUAAGGAGUUUUCAUUUAUCAAUUGCAUUUUUUGUUAUAUGUCCACGUUUGGCUAACUGUCUGAAAAUGAAUAAUAGUCAAUAAAACAAUGCUUGCACUAUUUUAAAGUAAACAUUUUUUUAAAUUUU